This is a messenger RNA of Sander lucioperca (pikeperch), 9593 nucleotides long. RefSeq names its product zonadhesin-like. Bases 50 to 9094 code for a protein of 3014 amino acids. The record is from RefSeq and is a predicted model, not a curated record. Lineage: Eukaryota; Metazoa; Chordata; Actinopteri; Perciformes; Percidae. The transcript has 57 exons. Gene Ontology annotation, molecular function: protein binding.
GCAGUCUGGUGUAGCAUACCCCUGCCCAGCUGGUACCUUCAGCAGGCAGAUGGGGUUGUCCACUAAGUUGGGCUGCGAGCUCUGCCCUCCAGGGAGAUAUUGCAGCUCCUCUGGACUGGCUGCUCCCACUGGGGUCUGCUCUCCUGGUUACCUAUGUAUCCACGGUUCUGUUUCUGCCCAGCCAGAGGAGGGCCCAACAGGGGGACGCUGCUCUGCAGGGUCCUAUUGCCCUCAGGGUACAAGCUAUAUGGUUCCUUGCCCUGCAGGCACCUUCAGCUCCGUAGAUGGGGCAGUUUCUAUCGAAGUGUGUCAGCCCUGUUUGCCUGGUCAUUACUGCGCUGAGGUUGGCCUCUCCUCCCCAUCUGGGCUCUGCAACCCAGGCUUCUACUGCGUAGAGGGAUCCAGAAUGGCCACACCUUGGGGUAAUACCACAGGAGAUAUCACAUCGCCAUCCCCACUUCCUGGCAAUUCAACCCUGGGUCAGUCCCAUGGUGAUGUGUGUCCGGCAGGCCACUAUUGUCCUAGAGGGAGUGCAAAUCCAAGCCCCUGUCCUCCAGGCACUUUCUUGGGGAGGUCUGGGGCUGAGUCGGAGGCUGACUGUGGAGCUUGUUACCCGGGUUCUUACUGCCCCGCAUUGGCUCAGACCUCUGUCAACCUCCUCUGUCCCCCGGGGUGGUUCUGUCCACCAGGAUCUGUGUCUGGACAUCAGCCAGGAUGUCAGUGCCCGCCUGGCCAUGCGUGCCCACGUGGUAGUGCUGAGCCGGCCAUCUGUAGCCCUGGCACUUUUCAGUCUUCAUCUGGACAGUCCACUUGUAACACUUGUCCACCAGGUUUCUACUGUAUGGAGAAUUCAUCUGUGCCAUCUCCAUGUCCGAUGGGAAGUGUCAGUCCAUCAGCAGGCAGCACGUCCCUGACUGACUGCUCCCCCUGCCCCUCUGGCUCCUUCUGUAACAGCACUGCUCUGACAGAGCCGUCUGGACCGUGCAGCCCAGGACAUUUUUGUUCCCUGGGGUCCACUGAGCCUUCUCCUGUCUCCCAGCCUUAUGGAGAUGUUUGUCCCACGGGACACUUCUGUCCGCGGGGUACUGGGUCACCCAAACCCUGUCCUGUUGGCAGCUUCCUCCCAGGGCCUGGAGCUUCCUCCCCCUCUCAAUGCCACCAUUGCCCCCCAGGGAAAUACUGCCUCAGUCCUGGAGGCUCACAGCCCACAGGUAUGUGCUUUGCAGGUUUCUUCUGCUCUGGAGGUGCAGAUAUCCCCACACCUCGAGCCCACUCCUCUUUGUUCAGCUGUCUUUGUGAAAUACUAGAGGUUUAUACCACAAAGACGGAUGCCGCCCCCUGGAUUCACAAUCUGUCCUGCCUCAAUAACUCCAGGAGAGACUCUAGCUGGAUCGAAGCGGUAACGCCGCCACAGGCAGAUUCAGACCAUAUUGUGACUCAGUCACCAUCAUGUCUCGAGAGUCCACAUUAUGCCUGCUCCAACUACAGAGGGGAUAUAUGCCCUAAGGGUUUCUAUUGUCCUUUGGGGUCUGCCUACCCCCAGCCCUGUGAGGCUGGCUCUUACUGCAACCAGACUGGUCUAGAUGCCCCAGCAGGGCCCUGUGCUACAGGAUAUCACUGCCCUAAAGGCUCUUUAAACCCCCAUGCCACGCCUUGCCCCACAGGACACUACUGUCCCCCUGGAACUCCUCUUCCUCUGCCCUGCCCUGUUGGAACCAUAAAAAGUUCCCUUGGUGGGUCUACAGUCGAGGCUUGCCUGCAGUGUCCUCCCGGUCACUACUGCCACCAGAGAGGAAUAGCUGAGCCAAGUGGCCAGUGUGCAGAAGGCUACUACUGUCCUGAGGGACAGAGCUCUGAGAGACCACAACAACAUGUCUGCUCAGUGGGACAUUGUUGUGAGAAGGGCAGUGUCAGACAGACGGCCUGCCUUCCAGGCAGCUACCAGCUCGGAUCAGGCCAGGGCAGCUGUGAGACGUGCCCUGCUGGUUUCUAUUGUCCAGAUCAAGGAAUGACCCUUCCACUUCAAUGUGAGAGAGGAUUUUAUUGUCCCAAAGGAUCAGCAAAUCAGCAUCCCUGUCCAGCAGGAACCUAUGGAAACACAUCAGGACUGGUUGAGGAAUGGCAGUGCUCCCUGUGUGAUCCUGGAAUGUACUGUAAAGGAACAGGGAGGACUUUCCCCAGUGGACCCUGUGCUGCAGGGUUUGUUUGUGUUGGCGGAGCCUCUGCACCUUCACCAGUAGACAGUGUGACUGGAUUCCCAUGCCCUCCCGGCUUCUUCUGCUCUGUGGGGACUUCUGUACCAAAACCAUGCCCAAAAGGAACAUUCAGUGAGCAGAGUGGGCUUGUGGACGAGUCUCAGUGUCGUAGCUGUAGGUCCGGCUUCUACUGUUCAGAGACUGGCCUCUCUGCAGUAUCUGGACCCUGCCUGCCAGGUUUCUACUGUCUAGAGGGAUCCCAGACUGCUACUCCAAUGUCAAGUGUAUCUGGAGGUGUUUGUCCAGUAGGCCACUACUGUGCCGAGGGCAGCAGUGUACCCUCACCCUGCCCUGCUGGCUUUUACCAAAAUGAGACUGGAAGAAAAGGCAAAGAUUACUGCAAAACAUGCCCUCUUGGCUGGUUCCAGGAUUUAUCCGGCCAGAAAGAGUGUAAUCCCUGUCCUCCUGGGUUCCACUGCCAGUCCCAAAGUCUUAGCCCCACCAGGGGGAGCUCCUCUGGAGUCUCCAGCCCUGUGCCCUGCCCAGCUGGCUACAUCUGUCCCAGGGAGAGUCCAGAUAGUCAGCCUCUUCCUUGCCCCAAAGGCACCUACAGCCCCAGCCACGGUCUCACCACCACAGGUGAGUGCCUUGUGUGUCCAGCGGGUCAGUUUUGUGGGUCGGAAGGUUUGGUUGAGCCUUCGGGACCGUGUGCUGCUGGGUUUCUUUGUCUGAUGGGUGCCACAGUGUCAAACCCGAAUGACAAUAGAACUGGAUCUCUCUGUCCACCUGGGAUUUUCUGCCAACAGGGGCUUAGAGCAGGGGAUUGCUGGGCAGGGUUUUAUUGCGACUGGGGCUCCAGCAGAGCAGACAAUGCUCUGUGCCCAGCUGGUUUCUUCUGCCCCAGAGGAACGCCAGUCCCCAUGCCUUGCCCUGCAGGAACCUUUAGCUCUGAAACGGGCAACACACAUCAAGACAACUGCACCACCUGUACCCCUGGGUACUACUGUCAAGUUGAAGGUAUUGUACAGCCUGCACUGUGUCCUGUUGGAUACUACUGUCCUCCAGGACUGACUCUAGGACUGGAGUUCCCUUGCCCACCUGGCACUGUGCAGAGCCAGCUCGGAGCCUCCAAUCCUGAUGCCUGCCUCCCCUGCCCAGCUGGAAUGUUCUGCUCUCAACCUGGUCUGUCCCAGCCAACAGGACUCUGUGAGGCAGGAUACUACUGCCCUACUGGAUCAACCAGCCCUAACGCUACUGAAUAUCAGGGGAAUUCUACCAGAAGCCGUCUUUGUCCUUCUGGCCACUACUGCCCCUCUGGCACUGGCUAUCCACUCCCCUGCCCCACAGGCUCUCUUUCCAUCUCCCAAGGACUGAAGGGAGUUGAUGAAUGCCCACCCUGCCCCCAUGGUCUGUAUUGUGACAGGCCUGCAAUAGCGGAGCUCUCAGAUGCUCUCCCAUGUCAUGCUGGGUAUGUUUGCCUUAGUGGCAGCUCCAGUCCCACCCCGUCUGAUGUUUCCCAUGGCUACCUCUGCCCCGCUGGCCAUAGCUGUCCUGUUGGCUCAGCGAGUGAGGUGCCCUGCGAGCCUGGCACUUACAGUCCUGCUCCUGGAGCAGCUCACUGUAUGAUAUGCCCCAAAGGGACCAUGUGUUCCUCCUCAGCCACUCAAGAGCCCUCUAUCUGCCCAGUUGGCCAUUUUUGUCCUGCCGGGACAGCCCUGCCUCAGCUCUGCCCUUUAGGGACUUUCAGCAACCAGACAGGAGCCCUUUCACUUUCUGUCUGCGCACCCUGUCCCUCUGGAGUGUACUGUAGCUCAUAUGGAGCCUCAACACCACAAGGUUCUUGUUUGCAAGGUUAUUUCUGCCAAGGUGGAGCUAUGGCGCCAACGCCGCAGAGCUCUGACAACUUCCCCAGGAAUGGCCCUUGCCCCGUCGGCCACUACUGUCCAGGAGGGUGCCUCUCCCCAAUUCCAUGCCCUCUUGGCAGUAUCCGCAACACCAUUGGAGGAGUGUCCAUUGAGAGCUGCUCUGCCUGUCCUGCUGGUCACUACUGCUCCACUGAGGGUCUGGCCAACCCAAGUGGCCCCUGUGCUGCUGGUUUCUACUGCCCUUUUGACUUCUCUUCAACCACUCCAUAUGCCUUCCUCUGCCCCAAGGGCCACCACUGUCCAGAAGGCUCUGCCCUGGCCCUGCCUUGUCCCACAGGGGAGUACCAGCCGAACCCAGGCUCAGACAGUUGCAUCCCAUGCCGAGCUGGGUUCUACUGUGAGGAGGCAAUAGUGGGAGAGCCAUGGCCCUGCCCACCACACUCAUUCUGCCCUGCAGGCACAAUGGUGCCUCAUCCCUGCCCUAAUGGGACAUACACUCAUUCAAACCAGGGAGGGCUACAAGAAGAGAAAGAGUGUUUACCCUGCCCUCCAGGGAAGUUUUGCAGGGCUGGUAGGAUCCAGGGUAUGUGUGCUGCAGGCUAUCUCUGUGUUUCUGGGAGUGCAGAUUUCACCCCUCAGGGACCAAUGUCUAAUCUGACCAAGUGCCAGUGGGGCAUGCAGUGUGCUGGACCAUGUCCACCAGGUUUCUACUGUCCCGAGGGCACAGAGGAGGCUUUGUUGUGUCCUGCAAACACUGUCAGAAGCUCCCCAGGAGGUUCCAGCCUACAGAACUGCUUACCCUGCCCACCUCAGCAUUGGUGUAAACCUGGCGACCCAGUCCUUCAUCUGUGUCCUGCUGCUCAUUACUGUGAUGGCCUGCCUGGCAGUGAUUUCAAUGGAGGGACAGGACCCAGGCCAUGUCCGCUGUACACCUACCGAGCUUCCCCUGGAGCAGGCAGCAAGGGCGACUGCCUGCCCUGCCCUCCUGGUUCACACUGUAACAGCACAGGGCUUACAGACUAUUCCAACAGUCCCUGCCCACCUGGUUUCUGGUGCAGUGGGUCUGGACCACCCAUCUUCUGCCCUGCAGGCACCAAGAGGCCCGUUCCUGGAGCUGCUGCACCCAGCCAGUGUGAACCGUGUGCAGGGGGAACCUUCUGUCCAGAUCCUCAGGCUACCGGAAAGCCCAAUGUGGAGGGGAUCCCCUGCAGGGCCUCUUAUCAAUGUCCCAUGGGUGCAGUCUCAGAGAGGCUGUGCAGAGCUGGCUCAUACUGUGGACCUCAGACUGCUGAGCCGCAAGUCUGUCCUGAAGGGUAUUUUUGUCCUGAGGGAUCUCAUUCCUACCACACCCCCAAACAACUCUGUCCAUUUCCCUACUACUGCCCAGCCAACAGCUCUGCCAUGAAGUCCUGCAAAGGGGGUUCCAUGCCUGUCAACACCAGCGGGCUCAGAGGAUCCCAAAACAGCUGCUGCAGUGUGUGUGAGGGGGGCACCUAUCGUCCGUACCUCUCUGCUAUCCUACAAUGCCUUCCAUGUCCACCAGGAUACUUUUGCCCCCCAGGUACAGACCACUACAAGAGUAACCCUUGUCUUCUUGGGUAUGUCUGUCCAAUGGGAUCCACCCAACUAAUACCCUGCCCCCCUGGCUCCUUUGGUAUCCGCAUUCAUGCUGAGACAAUGGCUGACUGUCACCCAUGUCCAGCUGGUACCUUCAACCACCUGCCUGCUCAGAAGGCAUGCUUUCCCUGCGGCAGUUCCUCCACCUCAACAGCAGGUUCUUCUUCUUGUACUUGUAUUGGUAAGAAUCGUGCAUUCCAGCACUCGGAUGGCUCGUGUUUGUGCAGAACUGGUUUCAUCUUUUACAAUGAACUGGAUUUCAAAAGCUCUACCUCUGACAGUGAAUUGGACUGCCAGCCUGAGGCAAACAGACGAUGUGCCACAGGUCAGGUACGUCUGGCAGCAUCCAGGGAGUGUGUGUCACCUUCCCUCUACUCCUGUAAUAUCACCUGUGGACAACAUGGAGGAACUCUGGAUGUGGAGAUGGGCAUCUGCCAGUGUGAGCGAUAUGUGUCUGCUGAAGAGCAUUGCAACACUUCCUGCCUUUCCAGACUACCUCAGCUCUCUGCCCAGUUCUCGCCAGAUGGACACCUGCUGCUCUGCCUCAAAGAAAGAGACAAGAUGGUCUGGGCCAGGACUGUAAUCGAUGUUUUAGGACCAGAUAUCCACGCAAGGAGUAUUGGUAAAAUCCAUUUGGUCCAGUUUGACACUAAAGGGGUGUUUGGUUGGAUUCCCACACAGAUAGAGCUCAUCAAUCAGUUUAUGUCAGAACCGAUAGAGCUCCUAAAUACAAGACCCAGAAAGAGGAGAGACACAGAAGAUGAUGAUGAUGCUUUCGACCUAGCUGUCCUUCCUCGUAUCCCCAACCCCAUCGCCUGUCUGUCCUCGGGUGACAUGCUCAUUUUCCAUCUUACCAUCAACCACACUGACCGCCAUCUCAGCCACUUCCCAGUGUAUCAGAAGGACCACCUGUUUAACAGUAACCCCAGUUGGGAUUUUGGUGCCUUUAGACAUCUGCAGAUACUCAUGGAGCAGACAAACUUUAACUCUACAAGGUUUGCCCAUGUGUUUACAGAAACAGGGAAGUAUGUGUUUGUUGACAGUGCUGUCCCAGAGUGGAGUAUGGUGGUGGUGGUCAGUGAGGAGGAGACAGAGUGUGACCCUCGGGCCUCCGUCUUCCAGCCCAUGACCCCGGCACAGCUGGUCAAGUACGGGAUUGUCAAGCAGCACAGACUCAACCUUCUACCUGACUGGGGAGUGAUAGCAGGGAUCCUGAGUCUGCUGCUGGUUGUAGUUGUGGUUUUGACCACCACAGUGCUAGUUCUGCGACCUGGCAAUGCAAAACUUGCCUCCCAGUGGAGGACUAAGCCAAAGUGGCGCAGCCUUGGGGAGCCCUUCUAUCCAGUGGAUUGUGUUUGCAGUGGAGACAGCAUAGUUGUCCCAAGCCUAGGUGGCUUCCUAGGCAGUAGGGGUGUAGGAGAAGGAGCAGAAGCUGAGGAGCCCGCUGUUUCAAAAGGAGGAAGUGUGUCAGGGCGCUGUGAUUUGGAGGAGUUAAAUGUGAAGACUCUGUACGACAAACUAGAGGAUCAGAACCUGCACAUAGCCUCACAACUGGCCCGACACCGCAAAGACACACAGGAGUUUUAUAGAAACAUUUGCCAACAGACUGAAACACUCAAGAAUGUCUUCGACAAUAUGGAUCAUAAAAAACUAAGCCUUCUUAAGGAGCUGCUGGUUCAUAAUGCAAUGAGGGAUAAACCAUCUAACAGCAGUGUAGGAGAGAGAGAUACACAAGCCGAGGCCUCCAUCGCAUUACUGGGAGCUGUUCUCAGGUCAGUGGAAGCUCUCUUAUGUAGGCUGACAGGAGAAGCUUGGCAGAACCAGGAUUUGCCUGGUCCCCCAUACUGUCAUACUAGUCCUCAUGAUGCCAGGGAAUGUGAGCCGCAAGCUGGAUACACACAGCCCGGUGACACCAACAUGUGUUAUACACAGUUUUCAUUUAUGAAUAUGACCAAAGCAGAGCCAGUCCAUCUACAGAGCACAGCUCCUUGUCUAAGUGACCACGACCUGUCCAAGCUGGUCAGCAUAUCUCCUUUAUUCAAGACCCUGCAGGAGAUCCAACAGUCUUUACAGACCCUUACCACAGCUGAGUCUAAUCAGCAUCUCCACAGUGCAACCACAGAGCUUUUUGUCCAGGAGAACCAUGAUGGGCAACUUAUCCCGACUGCGUUGGACAACCUCUCACCUCAACACUCGGCCGUAUUCCUGUUUGGUUGCCAGGUGAUGCAGUUGCUUGCAAACUGCCCCCUGUUCCCAUCUGUGCUUCUGCUACUGGCCAAGUCAAUCCCUGUUUCUUCAUCUUCCUCCAAUGAGGCUCUGCUGGUUCAUUGCUCAAGGGACUUUUAUUUUGAUGCAAUCAAUCAAAUCCUUUAUUUGUCAGAGGCAAAGCUUCAGCACGUGGGACAUUUCAUCGCUACAAUUCUGCAGUCCAUGGCCUACAUAGCAUCAGGAUCCAGACCCCAGAGCUUUGUGCAAGCUCUCCAUGAGGCCAUUUCAGCUUUAAGCCUUCAGCAUUUCAAUUUUUCUUUCAAAUGGAAACCAGCAGAGACAAAAUGUGAUGCUUCAGAGGGGCGGCACGGUGCGUUAGUUGAGGAAUUUCUCAACAUUAGAGUUCCCACUGAAGCACAGUUCACUGAGCACCUAUUAGCUUGCAGACUUCAGAAAUAUAAAUAUUUCAAGUUAGAACAACUCAUCACGAACCUCAAACAGAGUUCAACUGAGGGGACGGACACAGGUUUAUCACCAAAAGCGACACCAAUGCAGAUGUCCUGCAUGGAGGAAGAAAUUGACCGCAUGAAUGAGUCUUUCUUGCAGCUGAGCGUGCAGCUACAGAAGAGAGCUCAAAUGAGCACAUGGCUGAAGGAGAGAGAGAACAGUGCUGGCAACCAUUCUGCGAGGGCAACACCAACAAGCAUGCCAAGCCUGAGUCGUAAUGGAACAAUCCUGCUGGAACUGAAGAGACGCUAUGUAUCACAGCGCCUCAAUGAGCUCCAAAUCACAUUAAGCCAGAUCAGACAGAGCCAGCAGCAUGACAGCAAGUCACGAGAUGGGACGAGAAGCAGUACACAAACAGACAGCAGCACCACUCAGCAGGGGCAGGGGGAGCAUUAUCCUGGCGUCGAUGGCUGCAGUCCCGCUGACGGCCAGUGGCAGGACAGUAUUCCAGCUAGCGAGAGUGUCAGCCAACAAAAAGUAAAGAGCAAAGGUCUUGGUAGCUAUAAACUGGAGAGUCAUAUUUCUGACCAGCAGGCGAAUUACACUGUCCAGAGCAACAACACUGACACAUUACUGGACUGCCAGAUGCUGGAGAGCCAAGAUUGGCUGCAUCUUAAUGUCCAAGGAAAGCAGGAGCUGAACAGUCAGGUCACAAUAGACAAUACAACUGGACACACAGAUGUGAAUGUAGAUCAAUGCUGAGAAAUGUGUUUUUUUUAUGUGUUAUGUGUUCUCUCGUUAUUUCUCCUGCCUGUUUGUGCUUCUUCAUAUUCAUCCUAAAAUGGCUCAGUUAUCUAUGCACAGUAUAAUAUUCUGUCUUCUUUGUUGAGGAACGAUCAAAGUGACCUCUGUCUUAAUUUGCGCCAGCUGUGAAACAAUUCAGCUGUUUGUUUUUUUAAAUAAUCUGUGAUCCUGAACAGAAUUAAUUUCUGGCAACAGGUAGCAGUGUGACACAAUCUGUCAUCUUGUCCAAAUAGUUUCUCAGGCAGGAGUUAACACCAGCCUUUCAGACAGGCUCUGUUCAUUAACAUAUUCUAAUUAAGAUAAGAAACAUCAGCUGAAUGAACACAAGGUGACACUUGUGCUCCUGUGUUGGUUCAUUACCACAACAACUUAUCUGUGUUGUAGAGGUGACGACCCACAUGUCCUCAUGAAUAUUUAAUAUUAAACUCCAAAAUUCUUCCCCCUUUUCUCUGUUUAG